Molecule: messenger RNA, 4249 nt
Organism: Mycena citricolor
Lineage: Eukaryota; Fungi; Basidiomycota; Agaricomycetes; Agaricales; Mycenaceae
Source: the annotation of a GenBank genome assembly
GGUGAUCUCAGCGCGGGAGAGGGGAAGACCGAUACUAAACACACCGCCGAGCAAUAACUUCGGCGAGUUCGGGAUGGCUCGUGCCUAGAAGAAGGAUGAGAAGGUCUCAAAACACAGAAAGCACAACAAACCAGAGAAAAUCUUGAUUCCUGCACCGUUCAGCAUUGCUAGGCCAUGGAAGGGGGAGGAAAGAUAUGACGAGCGAUCCAAUCGAUCGGGGAACGUGCGUGAUUGGCUUUUGCGGUUUUCUCUUCGCCGGAACCACAGCAUAGUCUUGGCUUCACAAAAUGUUGUCUUCACAUAGAAUAUAUUCAAACUAGAGUACACAGCAGUAUCGACGAGGCAAAUUGACUCGACAACGAGAUGUUUUGAAGGUGGAAAAUGAGAAGAUGUGCCAUCAUCGGAGUUCCAAACCGACUCUUUCUUCUCUCACUCCACUCGAAUAUGGCUCUCAGUUUCAUUGGCAAACCUAUAUCUCUCAUUUCUCACUCUGAUGUUCGUUACCGUGGUAUUCUGGCCGGGAUCGACCCGCAAGCGUCCACCAUUCAACUCUCUAAUGUCUUCUCUAUGGGCACCGAGACUCGUCGACCCGUCGAAGAAUACAUUCCACCCGUUCAAGAACCGUACCAAUACAUCAUUUUCCGCGCGUCCGAAGUAAAGGAUCUUUCGGUCGACGAGACGCCCAUAGCUCGUCAUAGCGUGCAUGACGAUCCUGCUGUCAUUGGGGCCUCAACGCAAGGCGCUCCAUCCGCUCCAACUUCUCAGCCUCCUCCUUCAUACGCUCAACAAGCUGCCGGUCCCAUUUCUGCAACAGUAGCCACUCAACCGGCGCCAUCGCGUGGUCAAGAAAGCCGUCCCCGGCAACAAGCUCAAAGUCCAAUCCACACUGCCUCGGCAUCUCUCGAGACUGUUGGACGUGCCAUGGCUGAUCUACGUGUUUCCAAUACAGCUAACCCCAACGGGCGUAGGCAACGCACACGGCGGCCUGAGGGAUCUCCCGCUACUCCAGGCACUGUUUCGGUCCCCGCCUCGGACUUUGAUUUUGCGAGCAUGAAUGCAAAAUUCGAUAAGGCUGCUGUGGGUGCAAGGGUGAAUUCGUCGACGCCAGGGAGCGAUCGGACGAAUCCAAGUGACGAGGAGGAAACAGGCAAGGAUGGGUCUAGUUCCGCAUACAAUCCCGGGAGAUCCUUCUUUGAUUCGCUUUCGCCGGCACCUGUAGGACCCCAGCGUGGCCGGGGUGGAGGAGGAGGAGGACCUGGACGUGGUCGAGGACGAGGUGGAUACGGCUUCAGUCGAAGAGAGGAGGAGCGUGAGCGCAACGUUGCCACCUUCGGAGAACCUGGAGGCGUCGGAUUGAUGGGCCCAGGAGCUUACGUUGGCGGAUGGGGCGGAUACGGAGGUGCCUACGCACGACCGCCUCCAGUCCGCCCUUUGCUUGGCGGUCUUGAUGCCUGGAUGGACCCCUCCGUGAAGCAACCUGAUACCAGCACGCGCGGGAAUGGUGUUCCAACGAACGGAGACCAAUUCGUUGAAAGUCCGGAUCAAACGUCCGAGGAGGAGGUAGAGACUGAAAGCGAGGAGGACCAAACUGAGGACGAGGCCAAGGAUGAGGGCGAAGAGAAAGAAGUGGAGUAUGAGGCAGAGGAUGAGGAUGAGGAAGGGGAAGAGGAAGAGGAAGAGGACGAUGAAGAGGACGAUGAAGAGCCUGCGCUUAAGUACGAACGAAUAGCUGGCUCACUACCCGACCUGCUCAAGAAAGAUACCGCGUCCACAAUGUGCGUAUCCAAGUCUCUCAUGGCAUUAGGCACACACGCUGGAAUUGUUCACGUUCUCGAUCUUGGCGGCAACCGACUCAAAUCUUAUAAACCUCACAUGGCGUCAAUCAUUGACAUUGUGAUGGAUGAAACUGCAGAAUACGUCGGGACUGCCUCUUUGGACGGACAAGUCGUUAUUCACUCUCAAUCCGAGUCGUAUAAUUUUGAUUUGAAGAGGCCGAUGCGCACAAUAGCACUGGAACCAGGCUUCGCCAAGAAAACGAGUAGAGCAUUUGUAUGCGGUGGGAUGGCGGGUAACCUGGUAUUACAUGAGAAAGGCUGGUUAGGACAUAAGGAGACAAUGCUACACGCGGGAGAGGGUCCUAUCUGGCAAGUCCGAUGGAGAGGGAGGCUAAUAGCGUGGGCCAAUGAUGUGAUCCAGGGUGUCAAAAUCUACGACACAGUCUCUCAGACGAGAAUCACAUUCAUCGACCGGCCAGCAGAUAGCCCGCGGCCUGAUCUAUUCAAAUGCACCUUGCAUUGGCAAGACGACUCGACUCUGAUCAUUGCAUGGGCAGAUUAUAUCAAGGUGGCGCGCAUUCGCGCGAGGCCCAGAGCAAACACAUCGGCUGCUUCGGCCAAUCUCCCUCCCUUGCUCACCGAAAUCACGGUCGCCCUGAAAGUCGACUGUAUGAUCGCUGGCUUAGUACCCCACCCGAUGGUAACACCUGCUAGCAGCAGCUCGGACGGAACGCAUUCGACACUGACUUGUUUCCUGGUCAUGGCAUAUACACCUCCAGAUACAUCUUUCAGAAUCGAGCGUGCUGAAGGGAAGGCUGAACAGGCGAGAAAGGCUGCGGAUCGGCCUGAGCUGCGGAUCGUAUCUCCUGCCGGGGAGGAGCUCGCGGCCGAUGCAAUCAGCAUAACCAAUUAUCAGGCUUGGGGGUGCAACGAUUAUGUGCUCGCCGAAGUCGGAAACGACGCGAUUAUUCCCUUUGUGCCGACGGAAACACCACAAUUAGAUCACCUCGUGUAUGAGAUGAUUCUGGCCCAUUUCCUGUCCCACGAUCGCAAGACACUGCUGCAAACUGUGAUGGAGUGGCCGCGCGACAUCUACGACUUGCCUGCCGUGAUUGUAGCUGUGAAUGCAGAACUGGAGCGCACCAGUCCGUCAACCGACUCGGUUGUUCUCAUGGAAUGCCUCGCUGAGCUAUACAUGGCCAACCGCCAACCGGGGAAAGCCCUGACGUUCUUUCUCCGAUUACGGCGUCCGAACGUUUUUGACCUCAUCAGGGACAACAAUCUGUUCACGGAUGUCCAAGACCAGGCGCUACUGCUCGUCGAAUUCGAUCAUGAGCUCAUGGAGAAAAGGAAAGCGGACAAGCAGGAAGUCGGACCGAGUCAGGCGAUUGCGUUGCUCGUUGAUCACAUACAUUCCAUCCCUGUCGACCGAGUGGUCAAGCAACUGAGUGCUCGGCCGUAUUUCUUGUUCUUGUACCUUGACGCACUCAACACCGUGGACCCAUUGACGGCGGCUGCGUUUGCGGACAUCCUGGUCAAGCUGUAUGCCGAGUUUGCGACACAGCAAUUGAUCGUGUUUCUCCGCGCUAGCAACGACUACAACCCCGAGAAUGCCUACAAAGUAUGUGAAGAGGGCAAUCUGGUCCCGCAGAUGGUGUUUCUGUUGGGUAGGAUGGGGAACAACAAGAAGGCGCUCACACUGAUCAUCGAACGACUCGGAGACGUCAAACAAGCCAUCGAUUUUGCCAAAGAGCAAAAUGACGAUGAUCUCUGGGAGGAUCUUCUGAAGUAUUCGGAGGCGCGACCAGCAUUCAUAAAAGGUCUUCUGGAGAAUGUCGGUGCUGAGAUCAGCCCUGUGCGGCUGAUCCGACGGAUCAAGAACGGACUCGAGAUUCCUGGCCUCAAAGAGUCACUCAUCAAGAUUCUGCAAGAUUUUCAUCUGCAGAUUUCGCUCCUGGAUGGUUGUCAGACGAUUCUGAACGGGGAUAGCUCCGACUUUGCUCGGAAGUUGCAUAAGGACCAGACAAGCGGGUUCUUCUUCACUUCGAAAUCGAUGUGCUCGAUCUGCGAUCGUUCGCUACAGGAGAAUCCGCAGACGCUGCUUCUGCUGUUUCUCUGUCGUCACGUUGUGCAUGCUCACUGCACAAGCGGUGCUGAGCACAUUCCAGAGCAGCCAGAUGCUCUGUUGAGGGGCGCAGGCAUCUCCGAGAGGGGCAUGAGCGCCAAGAUUGCCUUCGAGUCUGUUGUGCGGGCCCGACUAGACCAGGGAUGUCCCGUGUGUCGUAAACGAGCAGAGGGCUCGCGGACUUGAACUUACUUAUACCAUCGUUCGUGCUCAUUCCAUACCCUCAAGAAUGUUAAAAGUCGGCACUGUCAUCCAUGUUCUUUGUCGUCCGAGUCCCUGAAAUGGUCUGCCUUGCGCAUGUUCGCCCUGCAAUUCAGGUUGUCCGUGACAAGCAAGCCACGCCCACUCG